AUGACUGCUCUGGGUCUGAUUGUCACGGCUCGCGGUCUUAUCCUGAAUACCCCCGCUCAGCAGGUAGUCUCUGGAGGAGACCUGACAAUUACGUUUGCGGCUCAGGACGGUGAUCGGCCGUUCUCUCUAGAACUCGUCAAUAAUGAACUGCACGACAAAUUCGCGAUCGCGAACAACAUAAGUCCGUCGUCUGGAUCCCUCACCGUUACGCUCCCGAUUGUGCCUGCUUCUGGGGGAUAUGAGUUCUGGGCGGUCAACAUUAGGAAUAUCAAUGACGUUUUCGCAUCAACUGCGUCAUUCACCGUCGAAGACUCCUGA
Messenger RNA from Punctularia strigosozonata HHB-11173 SS5, 318 nucleotides. RefSeq lists its product as uncharacterized. NCBI's taxonomy places the organism in Eukaryota, Fungi, Basidiomycota, Agaricomycetes, Corticiales, Punctulariaceae. The record is from RefSeq and is a predicted model, not a curated record. The transcript has 4 exons. Bases 1 to 318 code for a protein of 105 amino acids.